Messenger RNA from Rhopalosiphum maidis (corn leaf aphid), 4619 nucleotides. RefSeq names its product semaphorin-2A (gene Sema2a). The record is from RefSeq and is a predicted model, not a curated record. Gene Ontology annotation, molecular function: chemorepellent activity; semaphorin receptor binding. The coding region runs from base 822 to 2939 and encodes 705 amino acids. Lineage: Eukaryota; Metazoa; Arthropoda; Insecta; Hemiptera; Aphididae. The transcript is spliced from 19 exons. Gene Ontology annotation, biological process: axon guidance; neural crest cell migration; semaphorin-plexin signaling pathway.
CACCGCGUGCAUCACACGGUCGUUCCCGCCGGUCGGUCGUCAUCGUCAGUCCGCCCGCGUUACCGCCACCGCCGUCGUUCGUUUCACGUGCGAUUUCGCGUUUUUCGGCCUUUUCCCUGUACGACACUGUCGUUCGCUAAUUUUUUUUAUUGCCGAUUUUUUUUUUGUCUGUCUCUCGCUCUCUCUAUUUUCUAUUCCAUCGCCGUCGCCGACCGUGUGCGCGUGUCGGACGAGUUUGCGAAUUUCCGCGGAUUUUUUUAUUCCCGGAACUAACAAUACCAGGUAUCCGUUAACGUAAAACCGGGUACACGCGGAGUCCGUGGUCGGCCGUAUCGAGACACUCGUAAACGUCGCCGCCGGUAUUAUCGUGCUCGUCGCCUAAUAUCACCAAAGUGCACACGCGUUACCCUGUUUAAUUCUAAACCCGACCCGACUUGUAAUCGGUCGCGUGUGACGUGUCGUCGUCGACGAGGAGUAAGGACGCAAAACCCUGGAGGAAAAUUAAUAAAAACUUAAGACAGAGAAAGUUCAAUUCUCACGUGCGCGCACACCACACGGAUCUUCCGAUGUUAUAUCUUUUAGUGACUGGCGUCGUGUCACGCAUAUACUCGUAAUACGUACACAUAAAACCAGAGAUAAUUUUUCCGGAACUACCAUUAAUUUAUUUCAUAUAUGGUGUUGACAAAAACAUGUACUAAAUUUUAACUUUCAGUUGAAUUUAUUCAGAUUGUUUCAAGUGGAUUUUGAAAAUUUAAACUUAAAUAAAUCAAUAAGCUGUUUUUGUCAUUAAAACAAAGAAGAAAUCUGUCCGAACAUUGAAAAUGCCGCCGGCUUUUUACGGACUGUUUGCCGUGUAUGUGACGUUUGUCGUACUGGAAACACAUGCCAUUACCAUUGAAGAAUUGCCGCCAGAUCACGUGCGAGAGUUGUCCUGCGGCCGAAUGUACUACAGGACUUUUCACUUGGAUGAAAAUCGUGACACAUUAUAUGUCGGUGCCAUGGAUCACGUUUACCGCCUGAACUUGAGCAACAUCAGCCACUCUAGCUGCAAGCAGGAUUCCAUAAAUCUGGAACCGUCAAACAUUAUGAGCUGCACGUCUAAAGGAAAAUCUGAGAAUUUUGAUUGCCGAAAUCACAUCCGAGUCAUCCAGUCGAUCGGUGACGGUAGCCGAAUAUACAUUUGUGGCACAAACGCGCACAAUCCAAAAGAUUACGUGAUAUACUCCAACUUAACACAUCUUCCUAGACACGAGUACGUUCCCGGCGUGGGUCUGGGCACGGCCAAAUGCCCGUACGAUCCGCUGGACAACUCGACGGCCAUUUGGUCAGAAAAGGGCAAUCCGGGGCAAUUACCGGCUCUGUACAGUGGUACCAACGCCGAGUUCACCAAAGCAGACACAGUUAUUUUCCGGACGGACCUAUACAAUUUGACCACGGGGCGCAAAGAAUUCGCGUUCAAGAGGACUCUCAAAUACGACUCCAACUGGCUCGAUAAACCCGAUUUUGUGGGCUCCUACGACAUCGGCCAAUACGUCUUCUUCUUCUUCCGUGAAACCGCCGUCGAGUACAUCAACUGUGGAAAGAGCAUAUUUUCGCGAGUAGCCAGAGUGUGCAAGAAAGACACAGGUGGCAAAAGCAUACUUAGUCACAACUGGGCCACGUACCUGAAGGCCCGACUCAACUGCUCCAUACCCGGAGAAUAUCCGUUUUACUUCAACGAAAUCCAGAGCAUUUACAAGGUGCCAGAUGAUGAUACGCUUUUCUACGGCGUGUUCACCACUUCCACUACCGGACUGAUGGGAUCGGCCAUAUGCACUUUCCGACUAGAAGACAUCGAUCACGCUUUUGCUGGCCGAUUCAAAGAACAAGCCAGUUCUACUUCGGCCUGGCUCCCAGUACUGUCUACCAAAGUACCAGAGCCCAGACCGGGACAGUGUGUCAAUGACACGGAGACUUUACCAGAUUCCGUAUUGAAUUUCAUACGCAGUCACCCUCUUAUGGACGAGGCGGUAGCGCACAAAGACAACGAACCGGUGUUCUACAUGCGUGACUUAUUCUUCACGCGUCUCGUAGUAGACGUUCUCGAUUACGUCGUGUUCGGAAAUCAUCUGCAUUACACUGUCUACUACGCUGCCACCAAUGAAGGCCGCGUUUACAAAGUAGUCCAAUGGUAUAAUGACGAAGGUGUACCCGGAUCUGCUCUUCUGGACAUAUUUGACAUCAUGCCCGGUCUACCUAUUACAGCCAUGGAAAUAUCCAGAAAGCACAAGGCCCUCUAUGUGGCGUCCGAUGAGAGCGUCCGACAGAUAUACUUGUCAAUGUGCACUCACCGGUACGACAGCUGCUUGCGAUGCGUCCACGACCCGUAUUGCGGAUGGGACAAACAGACCAAGACCUGCAAACCCUACCAGCCCGGACUCCUGCAGGACGUGACCAACUCAUCGCGAAGCGUGUGCGAAAGUUCAGUGGUUAACAAGAGAUUGACCGUGACGUUCGGCCAGAGCGUACAUCUCAGUUGUUUCGUGAAAAUGCCGCAAGUGCUGAAAGUGUACCCGGUUACCUGGUACCAUCACAGCAAGGAAAAGGGACGGUACAUGGUCUCGUUCAGCCGAGUGGAAAAAUACAUUGCGACCGUCGAAGGUGGCAUGGUAAUCGUUGGAGCGUCAGAAGAGGACGGUGGCCGGUAUGACUGUCAGCUGGCCGGUGCCUUGUUAUGCACGUUCAACUUGACGGUGGACGCGCAUCGGUGUUCGCCGCCCGCCCGGUCAGCGGACUACCAUCGGGUGUACUCGGACUGGUGCCACGAGUUCCAGAAGUACAAGAGUGCGAUGAAAUCUUGGGAAAAAAAACAAGCUCAAUGCAGUAGCUCAAGACAAAACGAGACCGCAAUCGCCCAGGGUCUCCUGUCAAACGAAUUAAACGCGAGUCCGGCCCUAUAAGGAGGAGAUACCAUAAUAUACGAGAUGCCGCCGAAGCAACCGCCGCCACUACCACCACAGCCACCGCAAACACCAGCCCCAUCCCGUGUACACACUAUAUAUAUAUAUUAUAUAUGUAUAUUGUAUUAUAAUAUGCAUUUAUGUUAUAAUAUACCAUCACCAUCGUGUCAGUCAUCCCGCCACCGCGGAAAAAAAGUAAAAAAUGUAAUAACAAUAUAAUAUAUUGUAUAAGGUAAAAAUGUCAUCAAACAGACAUCGUCGUCGUCGUCGUCGUCGUCGUCGUCAUAGUCGUUAAGUAUAAUAUAGUAUAAGAGGAUUUUCUUCUUUUUUUUUUUUUGUUUAAUGCAGAUUCAUAUUUAUUAUAUACACCUGUAUAAGUGUUUGUAUACAUGAUAGGAUACAGCUAAUGUAUGUACACGUGUCAUACGUAUUAUUUAAUAUUAUGUAUAAUGUAUAUUAUGUACUUAAUAAUAAUUAGACUUUAAUGUACAGACUGCCUAUAUAAGCUUUAAACUAUAACCACGACGAACGACGAGCGAUAUUAUACUAUACCUUUUUUUUUUGACGAUAUAUACAUAUUUUAUCUACAAUCUUCUGUGAUAAUGUAGCUGUUAGAUUUUUUUUUAAUAAAUAUAUGGAAAUAAUAUGUUAUUAUACUACCCGAUUAGGCAUAAUAUUUUAUAUGGUAGAGUGAGCUUCAUAUUAUUUUUUCCGGUAUUUUUUUUUACAAUUUUUUUUAAAUUUUUUUUUGCGUGGCUCUUUAUUAUACAUAUAACAGUAAAGUUAUGGUGCUUCGUUAUAGCAAUACACGGUCGUGACGUUUACAAAACAAAACACUAUUCUUUAUAGUGUGUAGGACCUUUAUCAUGAUUAUUUUAUUAUUUUAUUACUAUUAUUAUUAUAAUUAUUUUUACUAUUAUUAUUAUUAUUAUUAUUAUGUAUUUAUUUUGACAAUAAGACUCGGUUAAUCACUAAGUAUAUUAUUAUUAUCUCCCUCCCCCACACUCUUAGCGUAAUACAAUCAACUUUGUAUUUUUUAGUUUUAUUAGUAUGUUAAAAGUAUUGUCUGUUCACUUAACUAAAUAAUAUACUUAAAUUAUAAUGAUUUAUAUAAAUUAUUAUUGUUUCCGAUGUGAUUUGAGCCUUAAGCGAGCUCAAUAUAUUUUUUAAAAUAAGAUUUGAAAAAAAUACCGUUAGCACCAUACGUAAUUCCAAAAAAAGUUUAUACCUACACUGCGUAGCGUCUAGAUCUAGCUACAGUAACGCUUAGGCACUCCCCUGGCGCUAAAUUUAUUAAAUAAUUAUAUAAAAAUAAAAAUCACAAAAAAAUCACUGAUAAUUUUUAAAAUAAAAUUAAUUUUUACUCGCUCCUUCCCCCUUUUUUAAUUAGCAAUAUUAAAUAAUAUUUCAUCAUGUACAGAUUUUUUAACUUGCAUGAUUUUAAUCUAUUUUAGUUUCAUCGUAAGUACCACUACGUAUUUUCUUCGAAAUUCCAUCCAUUAAAAAAAAAAAAGUAUCUAACCGUAAUACGCAUAAAAGUACGUACAUAUUAUGUAUACUAUUUACGAGUUAUUACUUAUAAGUAUACAUAAUAUAUAUGUAUGUGUAUACGAUAUUAUAUUAAUUUCACGUUCAUUUUUUAGCAGCUACCGAUUUUUCUAUACUGUAAAUACAAUUUGU